Molecule: messenger RNA, 2117 nt
Organism: Cicer arietinum (chickpea)
Lineage: Eukaryota; Viridiplantae; Streptophyta; Magnoliopsida; Fabales; Fabaceae
Product: WPP domain-interacting protein 2-like
Source: RefSeq, a predicted model, not a curated record
UUUUUCAUUUUCUUUUGGUUCUUGCUCAGCCUAUAAAACCGCAAAUCCAUUAAAUUCCCAAAGUUUAGGUUUUCGAUGUCAAUUUCAAGGCUUCAUUUAUGAAGAUUUAGUUAAAGAAGCUGAAAUUGGAAUAUGGAUUUGGGAACUGAAUCUGUGGAAGAGAAUGAAUUGAAUAACGAUGGAAAUGAAAAUGGAACCAAGGGUGAACGAGAUUCAGUUUCUGAUGAGAAAUUAGGGUUUCAAUUUGAUGGGAAUUUUGCGUCCAAACCGGAUCACGAUGGAGUUGUUGUUGAAGUGGGUAGUGAGGAAGGUGUUAAUUCCAAAGAAACACCAAAAAAAGGGGUUGGGUUGAAGAAAUGGAAGAGAAUUAAGAGGGAUGUUGUUAGGGAUCACAAUUCGAGUGCUGAUGAUUCGAGUAAAGUGUUGAAGAGAGGGUUGUCUGGCUCUGGCAAUGCUAAUUUGAGUGAAAAUCUGCGCGGUGUUAAGGAAAAAAACGAUGGAUCUUCGAAUGCCUUUGGGAAUGUAGUGUUUUCUGAUGGAUAUGCUAUCCGUGGUUCUAGUUCAGAUUCUAGAUAUGCAGUUGGAUCUGGUUUUGCUGUUGGGACUGAUUCUGAGAAUAGUGAGGAUCGGAGUAGUAAGUCUUCCACGGCAGCUAGUGAGCCGAAGGUGAGGCACGAUAAAAAUCGUGGUAGUAGGAAUACAAGUUCGAAGAAUUUGGUUAACUCGGGUCCAAAGGGUCAGCAAAAGGGACGCAUCGAGAGUUCUAAGAAACCUGGUGGAGGUGGAAGAGUGAAAAUCGAGACGGAAAAUUCUGUUUCUAGUUUGGAAUCUGAUUCAAGAAGCAACAACUUUAAGCAAGGUGUGUUUACGGUUACUAGUAACGGAAAGCACAGUGGCAACCCCCGUGUUUAUGAUGGAGGUGACAGCGGUGAAGCUCACACUAAUGAACAUUUCACCGAGGGAGAUGAAGAUGGUUAUGGCAAUGAAAAUGGUGAAGAUGAAGAUAUUCUACCAGAGAAUUCAGCGGCAAAUCUGUCUUGGGAUGUUCCUGAAGAGAAAAGUGAGAACAACCAAUCUACAAGUGUUGAAGAUCCUUUGAUUGAGUCUCUCAGAAGCCUUCAGGCUGUCCAGGAGGCAUUUGAAGAAGAAGUCCAGAAAUUCAAGGAGAUUGGUACUGAAGUUGUCUCACCGGACGACGACUCAGCUAAGUGUAGCAGUGCAUCUGUUGAUACCGCCGCUGUUGAUCUUGGACUUCAUAAGUCAUACUUAUCUAGUCAUUCUAGUGCAGAAGGAAUUAAACAAACUACUUCAAGUUCCUUGGAGUUUCAGAUAUCAAAUUUGACACAACAUGUAAACCUUUUGGAAAGCAAGCAGGAAGAGUUACAAGGUGUACUUGCGCUGAAGGAUUCGAGGAUUGUUGAACUUGAAACAGCCUUGAGUAGUGGCAAGUUUCCUAAGGAAGAAUCUGCAAACACGGUAGGUUUAUCGGAGGAAAAACAUAGAGAAGUAGAGUACGAGGUUGAGGAGCUUUUUAAGCAGAAGAUUGAAGCUGAGAUUGAAUACCUGGCCAUCACAAAGGGGGUCCAGAACUUGAAAGUUGGGGCAGAUAUACAACUUGCAUUAUUGGAAGAACAAGAGAAACUGUCUGAAAAUCAAGCACGGGUUUUACACAAGCUCGUAGAUGCGGAGACUAAGGCUUCGGUGCUGAAGAACAAAGCAGAAGAGUUGGAAAAGUAUUCCGGUGAUAGGUUAGGAGUUGAAGAAUCUUUUGUGCUGCAGAGAGAAGUAUGUAAGGUGUCAUUUUAUUUUUUCGUACAGUUCAUGUUGUUAAUGUUGUUCUUUUGGCUUGUGUCACAGUUAUCCCUCUAUUCUGGGGAUUUUGUACCCACUUAAGCCUUCAAAAGUAGGUUCAUUUUGUGUAUUCUCAAAAGUUUUCUUUGUUGAUCUUCAAUGUAAAAUUUCCUUGUUAUAUAAAACUUACCCUUCUUUUUUAGGGUAGGGGGGGAGAGCUUGCAUUUUCUUUCUUUGUUCUAUUAUCAUUUUGUGCACAACUUUAAAUAAUUCACUGUAAUUUGAGUUUGGCAAUUACACUUGUUAUGUCAGGAUUUUGUGUUAAA